GUGUCAGUAGUUCGAAGUUCGAAGUUCAGUAAAAUGGCGUUAUGAAGUUUGUGUGCGGUCGAUAUAGAAAUAUUUUUACAAUUUUUAACAUCACAAACAGAAACCAUAAUCAAAUAAUCUAAACUGUUCUCGUUUGUUCCGUAACUUGGUACUGUACCAAAAAAUAGCCAACAAAGUCCAUUAAACAGAACAAUAUGGAACUGCGUGUAGGAAAUAAAUACAGACUCGGCCGUAAAAUUGGUUCAGGAUCGUUUGGAGACAUCUAUUUGGGGACAACUAUAAACACAGGCGAAGAGGUGGCUAUCAAACUAGAAUGUAUCCGAACCAAACAUCCUCAACUGCACAUAGAAAGCAAAUUUUACAAAAUGAUGCAAGGUGGAAUUGGCAUACCGCGGAUAAUUUGGUGUGGCUCGGAAGGUGAUUACAACGUAAUGGUAAUGGAAUUGUUAGGACCAUCACUAGAAGAUCUAUUUAAUUUUUGUUCGAGACGUUUUUCACUGAAAACGGUUCUGCUGUUGGCCGACCAAAUGAUAUCCCGCAUCGAUUACAUACACUCACGCGAUUUCAUUCAUCGUGACGUGAAACCGGACAAUUUUCUGAUGGGACUCGGCGAAAAGGGCAACUUAGUGUACAUAAUUGAUUUUGGAUUGGCGAAAAAAUAUCGUGACAUGCGUAACCAGCGACACAUACCGUACAGAGAGAAUAAAAAUUUAACCGGCACGGCGCGGUACGCAUCGAUUAACACACAUUUGGGCAUCGAACAGUCACGUCGCGACGAUCUGGAAUCCUUAGGUUACGUUCUCAUGUACUUCAAUUUGGGCACAUUGCCGUGGCAAGGACUGAAAGCCGCCAACAAACGACAGAAAUACGAACGAAUUUCGGAAAAGAAAUUGUCCACUCCAAUCGAGGAACUAUGCAAGAAUUUUUCUAGUGAAUUUCCCACCUAUCUAACCUACUGCCGACAGUUGCAUUUCGAACAGCGUCCCGACUACAACUAUUUACGAAAAUUGUUCCGGGCCCUGUUUCACCGGCAAGGCUUCACCUAUGACUAUGUGUUCGACUGGAACAUGCUGAAAUUUGGCGGAUCGCGUACGGGCGGCGUCGGUCAACAGGACGAGAAAGACGGGCAAACGAAACGAAAUCAAUUGACAAAUCAUGCUGCCGAAGAGCCGAUAGCUACAAAUAGUACAAGACCGUACGAUACGCCGGAGAAACGGUCGUCGAUUCGUAUCCGGGGACAGAAUGAUUCGAGAAAGUAGGGAGAUUUUUGUGACUUUGCAAGGUCUGUGUUUUUCAAUUCAUUUUUUUUUUCUUUAGAUUGUAAGCAAAUUUUUAUGCGAAGGUUAUAUUGAAGAUAUUCAAAAACAAACAAAACACACACAAGGCAAAACCUUUCAAAAAAAAGAGAAGGGAAAAAGUAAGGAGAAAUUAAAUUUACAAAAAGAAAAAAAAAA
Molecule: messenger RNA, 1454 nt
Organism: Bradysia coprophila
Lineage: Eukaryota; Metazoa; Arthropoda; Insecta; Diptera; Sciaridae
Gene: dco
Product: discs overgrown casein kinase 1
Biological process (GO): protein phosphorylation
Molecular function (GO): protein kinase activity; ATP binding
Source: RefSeq, a predicted model, not a curated record